GGCUGCUGGGAUUUAAAACUGGAGCUGGUGUUGCAAGUGCCCGCUAUUCACAGAGUCGUGCAGACAGUGUGCUAGUACAGCACAGCGCGGCAGUCUCCAGCCCCUCUUCAUCGUUUAUCUUGUCUUCUCGGUCCCCAAAGGGAGGUGUUUCAUCAGAGGUAGAGAGUUUGGGGAAGGGGGUGUUCUUCCUUGCAUUUGCUGAGCGCAUCUACACCUCCUGCAGGAAAACAAAAUGAUCCCAUUGGGAUUUUUCACUUUCUUUUUACUCGCGAUCCGAGGGUUCUCCUCUCCUGUGCCCACUGAUCAAUCGACAGCCGAUGCUAAGGUGAUGAAAUGCGUUGUGGAGGUCAUCUCCGACACUCUGUCCAAACCCAGUCCUCUACCGGUCAGCCAGCACUGCAUGGAGAUUCUGAGAGGAGAUGACAGAAUAAUCUCAGUACUUCGACACCAGAAUCUAUUGCGGGAAUUGCAAGAACUUGCUGCUGAAGGAACCAAUGAGAAAGCUCUACAAAAAAAACAGAGCGAUGAUUACAAAGACAGCCUAUCUGUUACACGCGAGAGUCACGUUGACAAAAAGACAUCAUCAGCAGGUAAAUUACAUGAGAUCACCACAAAAGAACAGCAAGGAUCAUCUGAUGAGAUAUUUGGAAUGAAGGACAAAGAGCUUCAAGACAGCAAAGAGGAGACACCACCAAAUGUAAGUGGACACAACUUUCUGAACAUGAAGGAUACAACUCCAGAUAGCAGUGAUAUGUCAAUGGAAAAAGAAGACAUAAAAAGACAGGAGCCAAGGAAGCAUGGCUCCUCUGAAAGUGAGUCUGCCAUAGAACAGUCCCAGAAUCAGAGCCAAAGUGAUGAGCAUAGUUUGGAGGAAAGUGAGCCAAAUGAAGAUGGGGACACUCAGGAAGAAGAAAUGGAUGAAGACCAAAUCAAAGAGAGUGAUGAAGACUAUGAGGUGGAAAACUACAGUGACAGUAGAAAUGAGGAACAGGCUAAUGGUGAAGAGCCUUCAGAUGAUAGAGGAGAUGGAAGAAACAUGGAAGGAAGAAGAAACCAUAUUGAAGGCAGUGAACCUUCAGAGGUGAAGGUUGAUAAGACAUACUCUGAGGAAGAAAUAAGGUCCAACGAUAAUAGCAUGACCCACCAAAAUUCAGAGGAUGAAGACAUAGAGGAUGAAUACUCAAACAUAAGUGGUGAAAAUUAUGGGCUAUCUAAAGAAGAGCUGGAGGAGAGAAAAAAGUGGAAGAUGAUUGGGGAACUGGACCCAGAACAAACCCAUGGAGAAACGAACGAUGAAAAACUAGGUCCCUUAGAGGGAAAAGGUAACUUUGCAGGACCUGGAAAUGCCAAAGCACACAACGAACAGAAUCAUUUCCAACAUUCAUGGGGCAACAGAAGAUCUCACACUGACGAAGACAUCAGGCAAAAAGGGAAGGAAGCUAUUUCAUCAUCAGUGCGGAAAAGGCUUGAAAAUGAAAAUAAGAAGGAGAAAGAAGAAGAAGGAAGUGCCAAUAGGAAAAAUGAGGAACAAGAAAUGGAGAACCUCGAAGCAAUUGAAAGUGAACUGGAAGCCAUGGCACAGAGAUUACACCAAAUGCGCAGAAAUUAAACCAAGCUCGGUAAUAAUGAAACAACUAUCAGCACCUUCAAACAUAUGUUUUGUUUGAAUAGUAACAUUUUAACCAAUUUACCACAAUUGCUAGUGUGUUCUAGUGGUCUACAGACUACCUUUGUUUGUCUUUGAGGUGCUGCUAAUCGCUUGCUUGCUUAAUCAUUUUCCACGAUUAAUUUAAUAAAAUGCACCAAGUUCUGUUGCACCCUUUUUUUCUAAAAUAACUGAAUCAGUUUUCAAUGUUUUUCUUUACAUUUAAAAUUCAAUGGCUUUUAGAAUAUCCUAUUGAAGAAGUGAAACUCAAGUUAAAAUCUUAUUGUACUUGGUAAAAGUUUGUACCAAGUCAGACUAAUUAUAUUGUACAUUCUAUA
This is a messenger RNA of Stegostoma tigrinum, 1983 nucleotides long. It is a transcript of the gene chga, whose product is annotated as chromogranin A. NCBI's taxonomy places the organism in Eukaryota, Metazoa, Chordata, Chondrichthyes, Orectolobiformes, Stegostomatidae. Gene Ontology annotation, biological process: negative regulation of catecholamine secretion; defense response to bacterium; negative regulation of insulin secretion. Gene Ontology annotation, cellular component: chromaffin granule. The transcript is spliced from 7 exons. The record is from RefSeq and is a predicted model, not a curated record. The coding region runs from base 233 to 1609 and encodes 458 amino acids.